AUUCCACAUGUGCGUAGUGCGUUGUGAUGUGUCGUUGAAUUCCCCUCCUCCGUCAAAACAAAUAAAGUGAGAAAAAUUCCACUUUCUCUCUUAAUCAAGCAAUCAACUACUCAUUCAGUUAUAACCAAAUCUCCAGCACUAGAGAGAAAAUUGCCAAACUAAUUAGGGUUCGUAUCAUCUUCCAAAAUCCCUAAAUUCAACCUUCUCAAAUCAAUCCUCCAUUGAAAAACCUUUAAUUGACCUAAAUUAAUGUCGUCCCUUUCACUAUCCCCAGCUCUCGAAAUCCCAAUUUCAUCGGAAUCAUCAAAUUCUUCUGCCCAAAUCGCAGAAACUAUCAGUGUCAAAGCAAAUGAUCAUCGAAGUUACAGCUGGUUAUUGGAUUGUCAUGGAUUUUGGCACAAUAUUUUCCUAAUAUUACCUUCUGCUUUGUUCCUUUUUUACUUGGCUUUUCAAGCGAAGAAGAGUUACAGAAAACUUUGGGUUGGAAGGUCGCACAUUAUUAACUCUUAUUAUGGGAUUGUUUGGCUUGUUAGUCUCCUUAAUUUCACUUGGUGUUGUCUUCAGACUUGGGAGUGUACUCCAGGAAAGACGCUAGCCUGGAACCUUCUAUCUCUAUUCACUACUUCAGGGUUGCUGUUUCUGGAAGUGAGUUUGAUCGCUUUUCUUCUUCAAGGAAACUACACAAGUGGGACAGAAGCUUUAACUCGUACUUUUGCUAUAUCUGCAAUGCUAGUUGGUUUGGACGUCUUUCUUAAGGGAAUAUAUGUGUUUGCAUUUGGAGUCCCAUUAUUCAUUGAGAAUGGUGAUGCUCAUCGAAUGAAGUGGGGCUUGUGGAUUGUGCACAAGCUAGUGCUGACUUCAGUGUAUGGCCUCAUACUUUUCAUGUACCAUUCCAGCUGGAGAGAGAGGUUGCCAGCAAGACCUGCAUAUCACAAGUACAUCACCAUCAUGUGCGGCGUAAAUGCACUGGCGCUUUUAGCUUGUAUUCUCAGUGGAAGUGGUUUUGGGUUCUGGUUGCACGACACCCUAACUAUAUGCUACCAUGGAUUUUACCUUCCUCUCAUAUAUGUGACAUUUUUAGCAGAUUUCUUUCAGGAGGAAGACUUGAACUUGGAGAAUGUAUACUACUCAGAGAUGAAAGAUGCUGGAUUCUUUGAUGCUGAUUGGGACUAAAUAUGACUGUAAACAUUUCCUAUCUGUUUGCUGAUUGUAAAUAUAAUUUCUCAUGUCUGUAAGUAUAAACAAAUAUUUGAAUUGCCAUGUAGAACAACUCUUGGUUUUUUGUAAUUGUUAAAAGACUUAGUCUAGUGAAAAUGAUAGGGGCCUCCGCUGUCUUUUAACUC
Beta vulgaris subsp. vulgaris (sugar beet) is the source of this 1343-nucleotide messenger RNA. Its product is annotated as protein CANDIDATE G-PROTEIN COUPLED RECEPTOR 2. Bases 250 to 1173 code for a protein of 307 amino acids. Gene Ontology annotation, molecular function: G protein-coupled receptor activity. Gene Ontology annotation, biological process: G protein-coupled receptor signaling pathway. The transcript is spliced from 6 exons. Lineage: Eukaryota; Viridiplantae; Streptophyta; Magnoliopsida; Caryophyllales; Amaranthaceae. Gene Ontology annotation, cellular component: plasma membrane. The record is from RefSeq and is a predicted model, not a curated record.